Beta vulgaris subsp. vulgaris (sugar beet) is the source of this 909-nucleotide messenger RNA. RefSeq lists its product as uncharacterized. The transcript has a single exon. The record is from RefSeq and is a predicted model, not a curated record. NCBI's taxonomy places the organism in Eukaryota, Viridiplantae, Streptophyta, Magnoliopsida, Caryophyllales, Amaranthaceae. Gene Ontology annotation, molecular function: RNA-DNA hybrid ribonuclease activity; nucleic acid binding. Bases 1 to 909 code for a protein of 302 amino acids.
AUGAACCACAUUUUAAGAAGCUGUCCAAGGGCCAUAGAGGUGUGGAAGGAAAAAAAGAUACCCAUUAACAAUGGAAUUAUAUUCAACGAGUGGCUUAAAGAGAACAUCACUAAAGUUCAUAACAGCUCAUCAUCUUUAAACCCUUCUAAUGUGGACUUCAUCUUCCUAAUAUGGGGUCUCUGGCUAAGGCGAAAUGCCUGGGUUUUCUCCAAGAAGAAUGUUUCUUCUUCCAUCUCCAUUAAAAAGUCUCAUUGGGCCGCCACCGAAUGGUUCUACUCUACGAACCAACCUAAGGUGGGUAAAGCUCCCAAUUCUAACCUUAAUUCUAACCCCAACUCGUUUCAUCCUUACCCCACUUCCAAUGAUCUGAACCCCACUCUUAGAUGGUCCCCUCCCCCGGCAUCGGCUCUAAAAAUAAAUGUGGAUAGCUCCUUCAUUUUGUUAUCAAAAAAAUCUGGCUUAGUUGCAAUAUGUCGAGAUUCAUUAGGUAGAUGGCAAGGUGGGAUAUGGAGGAACACCUACUGCUCUAAUGCCCUGGAGGCAGAAAUUAGGGGCAUUCUCAUGGCGGUUAACUGGGUGAUAAAUAAGGACUGGCGGCAUUGCAUAAUUGCAUCUGAUUGCAAAAAUGCGGUAGAGGAAGUGCACAAUAACAGUGGAGCUAAAAGUGUGUUGUUUGAUGAUAUUCAUAUCUGCAGGGUGUUGCUCCAAAGAAACGCCGGAAUAGAAUUGAAGCAUGAAGGAAGGAGUGCUAACAAGGCCGCGGAUGCACUAGCUAAAUAUGCGCAAGGGAGGUUCACAGGCCACAAUGUUUUGCAAGAACUAAGUUCCCCUCCCCCGGUUUGUAUUAAUUUCUUAGAAGAAGACAUUCGUAAUUGUAAUAUGGAAGCCAAUGAUGAUGAUCAUGGCUAA